CCCGUUUUAUAUAAUAGGAGAUAAAGUAAUACAUAAAGUUUCGAUUUAACAUCAGUUCAGUCCGAGGCAUUCGUGCCAACGACUGUUUUUAGGUAUUUACGUACAUGGAUUUUUCUGAAAUAUUUAAAGAUGUAUUUAGCUCACGCGUUUGUUCUUCUGAUUGGAAUAUGGUUGUGUGAUGCAGGCUACGGUUUGUCUGAACAAGAUGCCCUUUCCGACGUAGCAGCCCCUGCGUACGUUCCAGCCUACGCGAAAAACAAACAAUUUGGCACAAAAACCGGAUAUGGUACAAGGACUGGUUACGGUACCAAAACUGCUUAUGGUACAAAAACGGGUUAUGGUACAAAAACUGGUUACGGUACAAAAACUGGUUAUGGUACAAAGACUGGUUAUGGCACAAAAACCGGAUAUUCAGGAUAUUCAGAGUCUAGGACUUGGAACUCGGAAUCUGGAUCAGCCCCUACGUACCAGGAGUUGCAACACAAUGCCAACCAGAUAUUUGCAGGUCCGAAAUGCGAACCCACCUGCAAGAACAACGGCAUCUGCAUCGACACCAACACCUGCCACUGCCCGGCCAACUUCAAGGGCAAAUGGUGCGAGUUCGAGAAGAAACCCUGUCUGACGUAUCCACCUCUACCCAUGAAUUCCAUGAGGAAGUGCAAUGACGAACUCUGCACGAUAACCUGCGCCGAAGGCCACAAAUUCAUUGACGGGACAACAGUAGCGAAUAUGCGUUGUGUGGACGGCCAAUGGCAACCAACUCGAGCAGAUUUCUCGUCCAUACCUGAUUGCGAGCCGGAGUGCAACCCGCCCUGCCUUAAUGGUGGCGUGUGUCUGUCUGUCAAUACUUGUCAGUGUCCGCAGGAGUACAGGGGGCCGCAGUGUCAGUACUCAACAUCGGUCUGCGAUUUCCGCAAGCUAGCUUUCAACGGCAACUACAAAUGCAAAGGCAACGACGAAGAGUUCUCCUGCCGCCUCAGCUGCCCUGCUGGUGCUGUCGCUUCUUCCACUUUUGCUGACCAGUAUACGUGUCAAUAUUCUACGGGAGUAUACUCGCCUCAACCGAUCCCGCAUUGCGUCUUUAACGAUGUCGUCGUUGUAACACCCAGCAACUACCAUUCGGGGUACAGCAGUAGCUACUACGAAACUUACUACCACAAUGGCAGUGAAAGUCAAAGCCUUAGCCAAAGCCACAGCCAAGCCGGCUACGGUUACGGCAAGCACGGUGGCUACCAGACCAGCCAUGGUUCAGAGACCGUGGAAUACGGCAAGCAGGGAGGCGGCACUAAGGGCACAAAUGUGCAUAUCGUCGUGCAGGACUUUACACCGAAGGGCGGUACUUGCUUGACAUGGGCUGGGGUGCAUUAUAAGACUUUCGAUGGGAAGAUUUAUAGUUUCGCGUCCCCAUGCCAACACAUCCUAGUACAAGACGCGAAAGAACAUGAAUUCACCGUAGCAGUGAAGCAAGGAACUUGUCAGAGGAAAGACUACUGUCCGUUAGAACUGACUAUCUACUUGGAAGAGAAACCCUAUGUCUUGUCCGCUGGAGAAGAAGAAGGCACUGUGGUGUUCCGUAGUACGCGCCGGUUGAUUCCGAUCCCCGCCUCGCUGCCGGGCAUCCGCGUGUCCAUGCCGGGCGACUACGUCAUUGUGAACUUAGAUGCCGUCGGCGUUGCCAUCAAAUGGGACACCAACAACGUAGUAGUCGUAGAAGGCUCUGUGCUCCUAUGGAACAACACUCAGGGUCUCUGCGGCCGACUAGACGGCAAUCCAGAGAACGACUUCACCACCAAAGAGGGCACCAUCGCGAAAACUAAAUCAGUUCUAGCUUCAUCUUGGCAAAUAAAGAAAAUCGGAGAUAUAUGCGACAGCUCGCCCUCGGAGCCAGACGCGUGCGCAACCAAGACUCAAGAGGAAUUACGUAAAGCUCAGCUGUUCUGCACAAACGUGUUCGUCAAGGAAAAGUUUAGGAAAUGCUCUAGCGUAAUGGACGUCACUCAAUUACUUGAAACAUGCGUGUGGGACUACUGCGCCUGCACGUCCGGGUUGAGCCCGGAGGAGUGUGCUUGCAACACAGUGUCCGUGUACGCGAAGGAGUGCCAGCGAUUGGGUGUCAAGGAGAUGAAGGAUUGGAGGGAUGCUGAGACAUGCCCAAUGAAAUGCCCGGAAGGCAAGAUCUACAAAUCAUGCGGCCCCGACGUCCAGCCCAGCUGUCAGUUCCCCAACCCCUCCCCACCCGACGCUAACACCUGCGUGGAGGGCUGCUUCUGUCCUGAAGGUUUAUUCUUAGAAGCUGGAAAGUGUGUGCCUAAAGAACAGUGCCCUUGUCGGCUGAGGAAUAAGAGCUUCAAGCCUGGGAAGACAGUGAAAAAGGAUUGUAAUACUUGCACAUGCCAAGCCGGCGAAUGGACCUGUACAGCUGUACCAUGCGGUGCCCGCUGCGGCGCCGUUGGCGAUCCUCACUACACCACCUUUGAUGGACUACGUUAUGACUUUAUGGGGCACUGUACUUAUACGCUGCUGCAGGCCGAAAAUGUGACGGUCGAAGUAGAGAAUGUGGCGUGUGCUGGCAGCAUUAGCGAGGAAAUGAACCUAACGCCUUUCAAAGGUGAAGGCAAGCCGUCCUGCACAAAAGCAGUCAACCUCAAGUACCACGGACUGGAUCUGCAUCUGAAGCAAGGAGGCUUGGUGCUGGUCAACGGGAAGGAAGUGGCGACUUUACCUGUGCACGUUGGAGAUGUGUUGAUUAGGGCCGCUUCGUCACUUUUCCUUAUUGUGCAACUUCCUAACGGAAUAGAUCUGUGGUGGGAUGGCAACACCAGAGUUUUUGUCGACGUGCCACCAACGUUCCACGACAAAACUAAGGGUCUCUGCGGCACCUUCAACCUCAACCAAAAAGACGACUUCCUUACUCCAGAGGGCGACGUUGAACAAACGGCUCUCGCGUUCGCAAACAAAUGGAAGACCAGAGAACUUUGUACAGAUGUAGACGUGAAAGAGCCGGAGCAUCCGUGCAAGACUAAUGUCCAGAAUAAGGAGAGUGCUGAGAAGUAUUGUAGCAAGUUGAAGAGCAAGUUGUUUGAACCUUGCCACUGGCACAUCUCAGUGGACCCGUACUACGAUGAAUGCGUGUACGAUAUGUGUGCGUGCGCCGGCGACGCGUCCAAGUGUCUUUGCCCCAUCCUCGGCGAUUAUGCUAUGGCGUGCGCCAAGAGCGGAGUGGAGAUACAGUGGAGAUACAACGUCAAAGAAUGUGAACUGUCGUGUACUGGCGGACAAGAAUAUACCGUGUGUGCUGACAGCUGUCAACGGACAUGCUCGGACGUCGCUUUGUCAGCGCGUGGGCAAUGCAAGCCAUGUUGCGUGGAGGGUUGCGCCUGCCCCGUUGGUCAGGUAUUGGACAGCAACAAUGUUUGUGUGCCAGUGGGCUUAUGUCCCUGCUUCCAUAAGGGUAUGCAGUUCGAUUCCGGAUACAAAGAAGUCAGAGCUGGACGCAGGGAGAGGGAACUUUGCACUUGCGUCGGCGCUCGCUGGGAAUGCGUACCAGCCACUCCCUAUGACAUACAGAACUACCCUCCAGCAGAAGAUCUUCGCAGCAACUGCAGUGCUGCCAACCACAUGGAGUUCACUACUUGUGAGGUCGCCGAGCCGCUCACUUGCAAGAAUAUGCACCUACCGCCAUCAACAACCACCAAAGAAUGUCGGCCAGGCUGCCAAUGCAAGAAGGGUUAUGUGUUAGACGCGAGCAGCAACAAGUGCGUGCUGGCGACGGAGUGCCCCUGCCACCAUGGCGGCCGCAGCUUCCCUGACGGACAUGAGAUGCAGGAGGAAUGCAACACAUGUAAAUGCAUAAACGGUAACUGGGACUGCACCUCACUAAAGUGCCCAGGCAUCUGCUCCGCGUGGGGCGACUCGCAUGUGACAACCUUCGACGGCAAGGAGUACGAAUUUGAGGGAGUGUGCACGUAUCUGCUGGCUAAGGGCAGUGCUGAUGCGAGUGACGGCUUUGAAGUGCAAAUACAGAACGCCCCAUGCGGCACGACCGGCGCCACGUGCUCUAAGACGAUCACCCUGAAAGUUGGCAGCGGAAAGAACGAGGAAAUCGUCGAGCUUACCAAGGACGCACCUCUGCCCGACUUUUCAAAACUUGAGAGAAUAAAGCUGCGUAUCGCCGGUAUCUACGUGUUUUUGGACGUGCCGAGUUUAGGCAUGACCCUCCAGUGGGAUCGCGGCAUGCGUGUCUACGUUAAAAUCGACUCUAUGUGGCGAAAUAGAGUGAAGGGUCUGUGCGGCAACUACAACUCUGAUUCGCGCGAUGACUUCCAAAAGCCGGAGGGUGGCAUCGCCGAGUCAUCUGUCCUGAUCUUCGCUGACUCUUGGAAGCUGAAACCAACUUGCCCCAAGCCUGUAGAAGUCGAGGACCACUGCCGCCAACGUCCCGAACGCAAAGACUGGGCCACCAGCUCCUGCGGCGCGCUCAAACGCCACCCCUUCACGCUCUGCCACUCCGAGGUCCCCCCCACCCCCUUCAUCGAGCAGUGCGAGCGAGACGCCUGCGCUUGUGACUCUGGGGAUGAUUGUACCUGUGUGUGUACUGCGUUAGCGGCUUAUGCACAUCGGUGUGCGAAUAGAGGAGUUGUUUUCAAGUGGAGGACGAAAGAUAGAUGCCCAAUACAAUGCGACGAAACUUGUGCCACCUACGACCCGUGCAUAUCGCCGUGUCCCGAGGAAACCUGCGAGAACACUUACUACUACAAGGAAAUACUGCCUAUAUGCCAACGAGAUACUUGUGUCGAAGGUUGCAAACCAAAGGCUGAAGAAAAGAAACAGUGUCCAGAGGGACAAAUUUCCUUCAACAUCACCUCAAACGAAUGCGUGUCCCGCGGCCGCUGCAAGCCCGUCUGCAUGACGUUGCCGGACGGUACACAGAUUUUGGAAGGCGAGGUGUUAGAACAAGACGCUUGUCAUACUUGUCGCUGUUCUAAGAAAGAAAGGAUUUGCACUGGUCAGCCUUGUUCUACAGAGGCGCCCACUGCCCCGCCAAUAGUGAUAACAACUCCUCACGACGAAGGCAUGAAGUGCGUCCCGGGCUGGACGCCCUGGAUCAACCGUGGGCCGCCAGAGACAACUGCCGAUGGACAUUCCGUCGAGAAGGAGCCUUUACCCAAGUUCAAUGAAAUGCAAAUUGGUCAGCCAAUGUGUGGGAAAAAGAACAUGACCCGCAUUAACUGUCGCACUACAGUGAACCACCAGACGCCCAAAGACACCGGAUUGAACGUAGAGUGCAGUUUAGAGAAGGGCCUGGUGUGCAAUGAGAUCGGGAACACGUGUCCGGACUUCGAGAUACAAGUGUGGUGUCAGUGCGAAGAGGAAGAUGAAAGAGGUCGCUCCCUCCCCGAAACCACGAAACCUCAAAACGAGGAAGAAGGAGGAGAAGUCUUCCAAUGCCUGAACUCCAAUCACCCGAACUACCCUCACCCGAGCGACUGCAAUAAGUUCUACGAGUGCACCCCAGACCUACUGAACCCUUCGAAACCCCACACGGUUCUCAAGUCAUGCGCUCCAGGGCUCAUGUAUAGUAAGAAGCUAAUGGUCUGUGAUUGGCCAGCUAGCGUCAUUGUGGAUAGGCCGGAAUGUGGUUCAGUCACAACGCCUACUACACCAGCCACCUCGACAACGCCGAGCCUCUGCCCUCCCGGACAGGUGUUCAAGAAGUGCGCGUACUCGUGCGACAGCCUCUGCGACCACUUCAAGAUGACCGUCGUCAAGAAAGGACAGUGCAAGUUUGGAGAGAAAUGCAUUGAAGGCUGCGUGGACCAGUCCGUAGCUAAUAUAAAAUGCGAGUUUUCUUCGCGCUGGCGUGACGAGAAGACGUGUGUGCCGCUCAAAGACUGCACCUGCGAUUAUGAAGGACAAGUCAUUAAGCCGGGUGGUGUAGUAGACGAGCAAUGCAAGAAGUGCCAAUGCCUCGACAACGCCCUCCACUGCGACAGCAGCGAGUGCGUGUCGGUGGCGCUGCCCCCCGGGCCCUCGCACCUGCCCAUGCUGUUCCCGCCGCCCGCCACGCGGCGUGUCACGGUCACUACGACGCCGGCGCCGUUGAUCGUGAGGACCACGGUGUCGCCGCCGCCUGAAUGUAGCCCGGAAAGAUACAAGAAUCUACUGUGGCAAGGGGAACCACUCGCCGCCUCAUCCUUCGUCGCCAGUUCGGUGGACAACGAGCAUUUCGCACCGCAAUACUCCAAGCUCAACGGUCAGGCCGAAGGGGAUUCUGGAGGAAGCUGGCUCGCAGCCGACCAAGACACAGACCAGUUCAUCCAAGUAGAACUGCCUACCGCCCAACCGAUAUACGGCGUGAUCAUGCAAGGCAGCCCGAUGUACGACCAGUACGUCACCAGCUAUGAGGUCAUGUAUGGCGAUGACGGACAUGUGUUCUCGUAUGUGGAGGGAACGAAGGGUGAUCGACAGGUAUUCCGCGGGCCAGUGGACCACGUCGGCGCAGUAAAGCAGAUGUUCACACCCCCGAUUGAAGCGAAGUUCGUCCGCAUCAGGCCUCUGACCUGGCACGACAAUAUCGCUGUACGCUUCGAGCUGAUCGGCUGCGGAGAAGUUACCACCACCACUACUACUACUGUUGCUACCACGCUCGAGCCUUUACAGUGCACGGAACCUCUCGGGCUAGCAGCUGACCUGCCGGUUGACAGCAUCGAAGUGAGCUCCAACAGCGAGGAUAGGAAGUACUUCACGUUGACGGGACAAAGAGGAUGGAGGCCGUUGUAUAGCACGCCUGGGGAGUGGAUCAUGUUCGACUUCACCGCCCCGCGCAACAUCACCGGCAUCAAGACCGCCGGCGGCGUCAAGGGCUGGGUGACGGCCUACAGCGUCAUGUACACGGCCGACUUGUCCACGUUCCACCCGGUGGUGGACGCGGCCGGCGCACCGGCCAUCUUCCCCGCCAACUUUGACAGGGAUAGCGUGGUAACCACGGAGUUCCGUCCGCCCAUACACGCGCGCUACCUCAAAGUGUUGCCGGCCAAGUGGAAGAAUAAUAUUGAGAUGAGAGUCGAGCCUAUUGGCUGCUUUGAACCGUACCCGACACCUACGACAACACUCGCUCCCCUGCAAUGCACGGAGCCCCUCGGUCUGGCGGCCGACCUCCCCGUCGAGAGCAUCGAAGUGAGCUCCAAGAGCGAAGAUAGAAAGUACUUUGCGCUGUCGGGGCAAAGAGGAUGGAAGCCUUUGUACAGCACGCCCGGCGAAUGGAUCAUGUUCGACUUCAGCGCCCCUCGCAACAUUACCGGCAUCACGACCGCCGGCGGGCCCAACGGCUGGGUCACCGCCUACACCGUCAUGUACACGUCCGACCUCAGCACGUUCACCCCAGUAGUGGACGACGCCGGCGCACCGAAACUGUUCCCCGCCAACUUCGACAGAGACAGUGUGGUGACCACGGAGUUCCGGCCGCCCAUACACGCGCGGUACUUGAAGGUGUUACCGGCCAAGUGGAAGGACAACAUUGAGAUGAGAGUCGAGCCCAUAGGAUGCUUUGAGCCUUAUCCGGUGCCUACAACCACCCUCGCGCCCCUUCAGUGCACGGAACCCCUCGGGCUGGCAGCUGACCUCCCCAUUGAGAGUAUCGAAGUGAGCUCCAAAAAUGAAGAUAGAAAGUACUUCGCGCUCUCGGGGCAAAGGGGGUGGCGGCCGUUAUACAGCACACCUGGCGAAUGGAUCAUGUUCGACUUCACUGCCCCGCGCAACAUAACUGGCGUCAAAACAAAAGGUGGUGUCAACGGCUGGGUGACAGCUUACACCAUUAUGUACACAUCGGACCUGUCCACCUUCAACCCAGUAGUGGACGAUACCGGUGCAACAAAGGUGUUCCCCGCCAACUUCGACAGGGACAGUGUGGUUACCACGGAGUUCCGGCCGCCCAUACACGCGCGGUACUUGAAGGUGUUACCGGCCAAGUGGAAGGACAACAUUGAGAUGAGAGUCGAACCUAUCGGCUGCUUUGAACCUUAUCCGGCAACAUCCCCCAAGCCCACGCUAUCACCUUUCAUCCCCACCACGGAAGCCUGCGUACUCUGUCCUGGAAUACAGUCAGCUUCUUGCGACUGCCACAAUGGAACUGCCAAGUAUUUCGACGGCGACGGCUGCGUGACUAGAGACCAGUGCCCGUGUGUGGAAGGCUUUAUGACGUACGCCGUUGGUUCCUCAUUCCGCGGCACCAAUUGCGAUGAAUGUGUGUGCAAACUUGGUGGCGUAACGGACUGUAAGCCUGUCAAGGAGUGCAAGUGUGCUUCGGACCUAGUCCCAAAACUGACAUCCACCUGCGAAUGUCUCUGCGAGCCCUGUCCUGUUGGAACCAAAAUCUGUCCAACUAGCAAGUUCUGUCUGGACAUUAAGAAGUGGUGUGAUAGUCUCCAAGAUUGCCCUGAUGAUGAGAGGGAUUGCUCCACCACCGCGCCAUGGGUGGUGACAACUGUGGAGCCUCCAGUGGUAACUACCAUUGUGCCGACGGUAGCUGCUACUUUACCUACCACUACAACCAUUAAACCUAUCGAAUGCGAAGAAGUGAAAUGCCCACCAGGCUACUUAGUCCGCCUGAUCGCCUCCCGCUACACCAGUUCAUCGACCUCCGAUCUACCUCCACCACGACCUCGUCAGUCUUACAGGCGAUACCAGACUGGCUACGCUAAGGGAGGGUCUAGAGGUGGAUACGCAAAGGGUGGAUAUGCGAAAGGAGGAUUUGCGAAAGGUGGAUUCACGAAAGGAGGAUAUGGUGGUGGCUCAUCACAAUCACAGAGCUUCACCCUUGACAAGGCGACCCUGCCAACGGCCGCCCCCAACACCACCAAAGAGUGCCAACAGUUCAGAUGCGUUCCGAAACUACCCCCCCUCCGCCCCGGCGUCACCCGCGCUCCUCAGAUCUGCUCCACCCCUGUGUGUCCGCCAGGGUACUCGCUGAGAUUGGAGGCUGUUGCUGUAGCCAAUGAAUGUCCACAAUACGGCUGCGUACCUCCUCCCGAGCGUCAAGUUUUCUGCAACGUCACUGGACGUACGUUCAACACCUUCGACGGCUCUGAGUACAAAUACGACAUCUGCUAUCACAUGCUGGCGCGGGAAACCACCUUCGGGGACUGGACUAUCAUCCUCCGCAAGAAAUGUCGUGUCGAUGGCUGCUCCAACCAUCUCCUAGUCAGCCAAGAUGACCAGCUCAUCCUCGUCAAGCCAAACCUCAUGAUAGAAUACGACAACUUCGAGUACACCGUGGAACAAACCAACGAGAUCUGCUUCCAGAAGAACAGCUUUGAUAUCAGCAAGUUGGGGAAUGGACUGGCGAUCAAGAGCAGGAAAUAUAACUUUGCGGUGCUGUAUAAUACGGAUGGGGAUGUCAAAGUUGGGGUUUACAAAUCCCACCUAAACCACGUAGACGGUCUCUGCGGUUUCUACGACGGCAUCGCCUCCAACGACCGUCGAAUGCCGAGCGGCGCGCAAGCGACCAGUGUGGACGAGUUUGGACGAAGCUGGGCCAAGCCUGGACUCUCGCCGAAGGCUUGUGAGACUAAAGUCAUCCCGCCUGAGAAGCAGAAGCGUGCCUGGGACUUGUGUGACGUCAUCACCAAAGAACCUCUCUCAAAAUGUGCAAAGGUCCUCAACCUGGACUUAUGGCGCAACAUCUGCCUGGAGAAGCUCUGCAAAUGCACAGAACUGAUGAUCGACGGCAGGCAACGUACUGAGGAGGAGUGCCGAUGUCUCCUGGUUGAGAAAAUGGUGGCGGAGUGCCUGGCAGCUGACAAGGACUUGGAUAUCGCGGCGUGGAGGAUGAAUUUGAACUGUCCCGCGGACUGCCCAGCCCCGCUCGUCCACUACGACUGCUACAGCAAGACUUGUGAGCCAACAUGCUCGACGAGCAGCAACCGCCAAACUUGCUCCACGCAGCCCGGACAAUGCUUCCCUGGCUGCUACUGCCCUGAAGGAAAACUGAGAAAGGGAGAUAAGUGUGUUACACCACAGGAGUGUUUGGACUGUAACUGCCAUGGUUUAGGCUUACCGGCUCAAUAUACCACGUUCGAGGGAGACGACAUGCCUUGUCUCGGUAACUGCACUUAUCUCGCUUCUAGAGAUAGGAACGAAACAGGACAGCAUAAGUACGAGGUUUACGCUACUAACGGACCUUGCGAAGGAAAAGCCAGCGCUACCUGCACCAAAUCAGUGCACGUCAUUUACGAAAAGAACGUGAUCCAUGUCACCAAGGAUCCUGUCACUAAGAAGCUGGUGACGAGCUUUGGCAGCAGUGUAAUAUUCAAGUACCCCGUGAAGAAGGACUGGGUGACCGUCAGCAUGAUCAACAAACAGGAUGUUAUUGUCAAACUGCAUGACGCGUUUAUGGAGCUAACGGUGCUGAACGCCAAGAUGGAGUUUGGCAUCCGCGUUCCUUCACACGUGUACGCGAACGCCACGGAGGGCCUGUGCGGUGUCUGCGCCGGCUACCAGGAGGCAUUAGUCACUAGCAAUGGGACUCUCACAGGAGACUUUGAACUAUACGGCAAGAGUUGGCAAGCCACCCCAACCGCCCUUUCUACCCUGGGCAUGUCACCACAAGACCAGUGCGACCAGCCACCGCCGCCAGAACCCGAGUGUGUACCGCCACCAGCCGACCAGAACGUCUGUUACAACCUGUUCGACAAGGAAAAGUUUGGACAGUGUCAUGCAUUAGUGGACCCACAGCCGUUCUUAGAAGCAUGCGAGAAGGACAUCUGCGAUAAUGCCACAGACCUAUGUUCGACACUGGAGAACUAUGCCAGCGCCUGUCGAAGACAGGGCGUUUGUCUCGACUGGAGAGGCACACUUUGUCCUAGUACUUGCCAAGCACCAUUCGUGUACCGUCCCUGCGUAGACUGUGAGAGGACCUGCGAGAACCACGAUGAGUUAGAAAAGGACCCCAUGAAAUGCGACAAGAAACCAAUGGAGGGCUGCUUCUGUCCAGAAGGAAAGGUUCGAGUAGAGAACAGCUGUAUAGAGCCACAGAAAUGUUUCCCUUGCGAUGCCAAUAAGGAACACUACGCGGGAGACGAGUGGCAAGAAGACGCAUGCAGCAAAUGCACAUGCAGCAAGCUGGAGGGCGAACGCGUCGCGCACGUGUCUUGCACGAAAAUGACGUGCUCCGUGCCCGUGUGCGCGCAAGGCGAAGAACUUCUCACUACACCUCGACCUGGCGCUUGCUGCCCGGAGUACUUGUGCGUACAAAAACCGCAAAAAUUGUGUGUAGAGCCUAAGAAGAUGGAAUGUGGAUAUGGCCAAAUACUUAAACAGAAGACCACGGCCAACGGAUGCAAGGAAUUUGCCUGUGAAUGUAAGCCGGCCAGCGAAUGCGAGCACAUCCCAACCGACAGCGAGGUCGAGAUUAUGCCGGGCAUGCAACGAAUCAUCGACAAUUCUGGCUGUUGUCCGAGAGCACAACUGCUGUGUCGUCCGGACACGUGCCCCACGCCUAUAACGUGUCCACCUCAUCACACACGUCGUGUCGUCAAUGUGACGGGUGGUUGCUGUCCAGAUUAUAAAUGCGAAUUGCCCGCGGACAAAUGCUUGGUGACUCUAGAGUGGGAGGCAGCGCCCAAAGGCGGAGAAAAAGCACGUUCUACACCUCAAACUAUGCUGAAGGAUCUGGACUCGGCCUGGCUCGACGGCCCGUGCCGCUCGUGCCGCUGCGAGGCGUCCCCCGCGGGCCCCGCGCCGCGCUGCGCCGUGACGGAGUGCCCCGCGCUGGGCGCCGGCGAGCAGUUCGUGCUGGAGCCGCGCCCGGUGCCGUUCGCGUGCUGCCCCGUGGCCGCGCAGGUGGCGUGUCGCGCCGGCGACACCGUGUACAGAGUGGGUGAAAAUUGGACCAACCCGCACGACGUGUGUGAAUCUUAUCAAUGUGUACAAGUGGAGGACGGGAAGUUAGAGAAGGUCACUACCGUGCAGACCUGCCCUACUGAUUGCGAACCGGGUUGGAAGUACUUCCCCGCCGAACCCUCAAGCGGGCAGUGUUGUGGCAAAUGCAAGCCAGUAGCUUGUGUUUGUACUGGAGUUGAAAGGCCUAUUGGUACGACGUGGCAGUCACCGGACCUGUGUACUAACUAUACUUGUGUGUUGGAUGACGGCAACCUGCAAGUCCAAACGUCAAACGAGACCUGCCCAGAAGUACCCGUGGCCUUGAGGAAGCAGUUCGUGUUGAAAGAGGAAAAACCGGCGGGCAAGUGCUGCAAGACACAGGAGCCUGUUGCUUGCCGCGUAGGAAAUGACAUUUAUCAGGAGGGUCAAACAUGGCAGUCCCCAGACCCGUGCAAGAACUUCACUUGCGCACGCGACGGCACCGGCCGACUGGCGCACUCACCCAAUGUAGAGACUUGCACGACAACUUGCAAGCGAGGCUGGAAGUACGUGAAGCCAGUGCCUGGUCUCUGUUGUGGACAUUGCAAACAGGAGCAGUGUGUGGUGGAGGACGAGCUGAAAGAUGCAGGUUCAAUCUGGAAAUCCGCGGACAACUGCACGACGUACACGUGCGAGCGCAGCGGCGAGGACCUGCUGCUGACGUCAUCGCGCGCGCCGUGCCCCGACGUGGCGGCGUGCGCGCCCGCGGACCUCGUGCGCGGGGCCUGCUGCGCGCUGUGCCGGGAGAAACCCGCUGCCCUUAAAACAUGCUACCCCGAGGAAAUACCACAAUCAGAGACAGUGGGCCUGAUCCGCGUGAAUCUACGACCCCAUGGCGUCUGCGUGAACGCUGCUCCCGUACCAGGCUUCCGAGAAUGCCGUGGGUCAUGCCAAUCCGGAACACUUUACAACAAUCAGACGGGCAGCCACGACUCCCGGUGCGAAUGUUGCCAGGCGACUAAAUAUACGAAAGUGACCGCGGCGCUGGCCUGCGAGGACGGCAGCACGCGGCCGCACGUGGUGGCGUCGCCGCUGCGGUGCGGCUGCCGCGCCUGCGGGGCCACUGUCUCUAACUACCCUACUAACACCGGGUAUGGAGUCAAAAACGGAGUAAAAACGACGCAGAAACGCGAAGAGUAUGACUACGAUAUCCCAGAGAUCUACGCGAGAAUGGCGCCCGAAUCUCGCAGAUAGAACAGAGAAUCACACGAGAAUUGUCAGAGUACCAUCCGAGAAUUAUCUAAUCAGGAAUGGGAAAAGAUAGACGAAGUUUUUAAUAACAAUUUAUAUUUAAGAGACAGAUAUUGAUCACAUGUAUUUUUGUAAAUAAAACAUUUAAUUUUAAA
Messenger RNA from Cydia pomonella (codling moth), 13262 nucleotides. It is a transcript of the gene Hml, whose product is annotated as hemocytin. Gene Ontology annotation, cellular component: extracellular region; extracellular matrix. The record is from RefSeq and is a predicted model, not a curated record. NCBI's taxonomy places the organism in Eukaryota, Metazoa, Arthropoda, Insecta, Lepidoptera, Tortricidae. The transcript has 80 exons. Bases 130 to 13110 code for a protein of 4326 amino acids. Gene Ontology annotation, molecular function: protein binding; chitin binding.